This is a messenger RNA of Rosa chinensis, 1075 nucleotides long. RefSeq lists its product as uncharacterized. Lineage: Eukaryota; Viridiplantae; Streptophyta; Magnoliopsida; Rosales; Rosaceae. The record is from RefSeq and is a predicted model, not a curated record. The transcript has a single exon. The coding region runs from base 55 to 891 and encodes 278 amino acids.
GCAACAACAAUUCCAUCAAAGCUUUAGCUUCUUUUACUUCGUUCAUUUCCCAAAAUGGUUGCCCAACUGGACUCGUACGUUGCCCUAGAAGAAAACCCAGAUCACCAAUUACAGAAUCAGCAAGAUGAUGAUCCAUAUGAAGCAGAGGAGACACUCUCUCUCUGUGAUCUUCCUACACACAAGGACUCAGCUCAUUGGGAUGACUUCUCCAAAGAGUAUCAGAGCUCUUCAUUUGAUAGAGAUGAAGACAACUUCUUUGAGUUCUUCAGUGAAGAGUUCACGGCCUCAACGUACGCAUCUGAGAAAAAAGACAUCAUCUUCUGUGGGAAGAAGCUCAUUCCCUGCAGCAAAGAAGAACCACAUGUUGUUGCAGCAGAGAAGAAGACGACCCAGAAAAACACAGAAACGAGCAACAAAAGUUCCACCAAGAAAUGGGGAUUGUUUCGAUGGAGAAGGUUUAGGAGAUCGAAACCCAAGCUUGUCACUAAGUACUCCAAGCUGAGUCAAGUAAAAGAUGGUAGAAGUAAUACUAUUUCAUUUCCCACAUCAAAAAGCUACAAAAGGUGUGAUCCUUCACUAUGGAAAGUGUCGGUUCUGUCUAGCAACAGAUCAAAAUCAAAGUGGCAUUUGUUCAUGUUUGGAAUAACUAAGUUUCCUACAGAGAUGGAGCUGAGGGACAUCAAGAGCAGGCAAAGCAGGAGGAACCCAUCGACCAUGUUUGGGGCUAAUUGUGAAGCAAGUAAUGAAAUAAUGGGAAAGGGUAGAAAGGAAAUUAGCAGUAAUAGUAGCAGAAGCAGCAGCAGCAAUAGCAGUAUUAGAGCUAAGGGAUUGUGGGGUUUGUUGAGAGUUAUAGGGUGUAGUAGUCAGCUUCCAAAGGCCGUCCUUCUUUAGUUAGAAUAAGAAGCUAGAACAUUUUUUGUAAUAAUAGUGCUUCCAUAUAUUGUAGUUGGAGGGUUAGGACCUCACUAUUUGAUAAUCUUCUCUUUUCUCCUACUGUUUGAAGCAUUUUUGUGAUAAUUAAUGGGGUAGGUAAUAUACCAAUUAAUCUCAUAUGCAUACGCAUGCAAGUUAAUCU